AUGCCAAAGCGGCCGCGGAAACGUGAGCAUGGCGGCGGCCGUGAGCGACUUUACCUUGUCUUUGAUGACUGGUGCCAUGGAUAUAGCAUCCGCAAGGUAAACUUGUUGCCCGGCGAGAACCAUCAGCGGACUGCUUUCUCAGACCAAGACGACCAAGACAAGGUGCCACAUUUUCCUCGGCCUUUCUUCCGCAUGGUGGCGCCUCGUGAAUCUCCUAAGUACUUCACAUCAGCCUUUGGCACCAGGAUCUUGGCCAUGCAUCCGAGAGAUCCCGAGGGUGACUUGUUGGAAGGUUACUUCCCCAUGUUGGACGUCCGCUCGCGGUGCGUCACCACUGGCCCUGGGCAGAGAGAUCUUUUUUAUCCCAUCUACCACCUCCCGGUCGGCAACAAGCUAUUCACUAUGAGCUUUUACUCCUUCGAGAUGCUCUGCUUGGAGUCCUUCGAGAUGCUCUGCUUGGAGGAGCUCUCAAACAAGGUAUCGCAUCGAGAUUCCAGCAAAGAGUGGUCGUGGAAAGAGCUCGAGCAGCAGCCAUUUAAUGUUUGUGACGUCACUUCCUACUCCUUGCACCCUGAAGAACGGACCUUCCUCAUCAGCACCAAGGAGGACACCACCGAGGCCACCUAUAGUUUUGACACGGAGAGGCAUUCAUGGAAACUACUUGGCAAUUGGGUUCUGCCCUUUGACGGCCAGGGUCACUUUGACCAGCACCUCAAGGCCUUUGUCGGGCUCUCCAAAGAACCGGACACCCUCGGCCAAAUUUACUGCUGCGACGUGCCCAUCUAUGGUACCCCUGAAGGGCGGUGCCCUGUCCCUUCGAUGAAUCUCUGCAAGGAGAAUCUGUUCAUUUCUGGUGACCCAAUGGAUAAGCAUGUAGGUGCUACCCUUGUCUAUAUGGGAGGCGUGAGCAAAUUCUGUCUCGUGCAGUGUGUCAACAAGGAGGUGAGGGUUCCUGGUUUGAGCCUACCUGGUUCCUGGAUGUAUCGUCUCACAACAUUCUCUCUCAGCCUGAACGAUCAGCGUAAAGAACUGACGACUGGCGAUACCUGUCACUCGCAGUACUACAAAGUGCCCAAAGCAACCACCAAGUCGUUACUCGUUCAAGAUCCUGUGGCAUUUUGGAUGUAG
Messenger RNA from Triticum turgidum subsp. durum (durum wheat), 1128 nucleotides. The record is from the annotation of a GenBank genome assembly. Lineage: Eukaryota; Viridiplantae; Streptophyta; Magnoliopsida; Poales; Poaceae.